UUGAUAAUCUGUUCCUAAAGUUUCAAUGGAAAGCCGAUUUGGAUGCACUGUAAAAUUGAAACCGUUUUGCUUUCAUCCAAGUGUAUAGUGAAAUAACCAAAAAAAUUCCUUUUCAUUUCAAAUUUAAAGUGAAUUGUCAGUCUAUAAUAGUUUGGUGUACUUUUUUGUGUAUUAAAGUGAUGUAAGAUGUUGGGUGCCUGACAGGCAGUGUUAUUUGGCUUCUGGAAGACCAGGGAUAAGUUCUGUUAACAGCAAUAAGAAGAUACCAGGAUGUUUCAGAAACAGACAUUCGGUGCAAGCACUUCUGCUUUUGGUACAUCAACAACACCAUCGUUCGGUAGUUUCAAGCCGACAACUGGAACUAAUGCGUUCGGUGCACCUCCGGCAUUUGGAGCAACGGCCACGCCGCAACCCGCCACUGGUGGGGGUCUAUUCGGCUCCACCAACACCACUGGUGGCCUAUUUGGUAGUUCCCCAGCAUCAACUUCGACCCCAGCUUUCGGUGCAACAUCAAGUGCUUUUGGAUUUGGAGCAAAUACAUCUACGGGAGGUCUCUUCAGUAACAACCAGUCCACCGGUCUGUUCGGCAAUACUCAGAAUAAUUCCGCUUUUGGGGCAAAGCCAGCAGGUUUUGGUUUUGGUAAUACAUCGGCAACGGGUACAACAGGUACUGGAUUAUUUGGUUCCACUCCGUCAACAAGUACUGGAUUGUUUGGUCAACAGAAUACCACUUUAGGUGGUGGUGGACUAUUCAAUAAUACUGCGAGUGCAUUUGGACAACAGCAAGCUCCGACUGGAACUGGUCAUGUGAAGUACAAUCCUGUUGUUGGCACUGAUAUGGUGGUCAAGUCGGGUACAUCCCAGAAUGUUAAUAUCAAACAUCAUUGCAUUACUUGUAUGAAGGAAUAUGAAGGUAAAUCUUUGGAAGAGUUGCGUCUGGAGGACUAUACUGCGGGUCGUAAGGGUGCGUCAGCUGGUAUGUUCUCCAGCUUCCAGCAGCCGACUGAGAACAAACCAUUGUUUGGUGGAUCUACUUUUGGUCAACCUGCUACAACUAGCGCUCCUCUUUUCGGUGGAGGUUCUUUGGGUUCUACUGGUUUUGGACAGACGAAUACGUUUGCGUUUGGUGGGAAUACACAAAAUCAAACAACAUCUACAGGAUUAUUUGGUAAUAAGCCUGCAUUUGGAGCUACAAGCACAACUGGUACAGGUAUUUUUGGUGCAUCGACAACUCAAGCACCUACUUUCGGUACAACGACGCCCAGUUUUGGUGCUUUUGGUGCGACCACGCAGAACCAAUAUUCCAGUACACUGACUAUUCCAGCGACAGGUCUGGGUGGUGGUCUGGGUACAUCGUUCCAAGCGAAGCCGGCCGCAGCACCAGCGUUCAGCAAUCUUGGCACAGGCUCGUUGUUUGCUCAGCCGCAGCAGAAUAAUACCUUCAGGACUGGUUUAGACAGCGGUCUUGGCAACAGCAUGUUUGGUACAACCCCCUCUCUGGGCACCGGCUUGUCGCUUGGAGGAUUCAAUGCAAACACCACGCCUGCACUCGGGGGCGGGAGUGCAGCUGGUAGUGGAGUACAUGAGCAGAUAUUGACCCUAGCUGCUCGACCUUAUGGUGAUUCUCCGCUGUUUAAGGACUUACUGCCUGAUUCUGGUGCAUCAGCGGAAGAAGCACUUAAGCCAACCAAUCCAGCAGCAUUGAAGGCCGCUUUGGACACAGCUUACAAAGUCGCCUCGCCCACAUCCGGCCGUCUAAGGGUUAUACCCAGACCUACUAUACCUCAUGAUAAGAAAUCAUUGUUCGACGGCUUAGAAGAAUCAGACCCGAGUUUGGAGGAUAAAUUAUCUUUGAAACCGAGUCGUAAGCGUUUAGUACUGAGACCUAAUGCGACAAGAAAUGACGCAAGCAAUGCGGAGAAUACUAUUGAUAGUAUUAAUAGAUCAUUGGAAGAAACAUCUCGCGCGGAGACAAUGGUUGCGGAGAGCGCAGCGCGAGACGCACACGACGGUCCUCCUUCUACCUCAGAACAGAGGAAUGAUGUUAACAAUACUGAAAUGAACGCUGAAAAACACACGAAUUGGCUAAGUGGUAGUAAAGUGUCGUGGGCUGAGAAAGAAAAGCCAGCUGAUGGUGCUGAAACUCCAAGACUGUAUCCCAACUUGGAUAAAGAUAUGCCUGAAGUGUCUGAAAGGCGUGCCAGUUGGUUGACAACUAAGCCAUUACGCAAGCCAUUGGCUUCCAAUUCAGAAGCUGCGGAGAAUUCUGUACGAGAGUUAGCUGUGCGCCCGCAGAGGUCCUUGGACAAAGAGAAUAUCGACUCUAGUUCUGUAUCAGAAGAAGAGAAUCUAAUAGAACAGGAGGCACCUCCUCAUCCAGCCGGCAUCAAACUGCAGCGACCAGGCUACUAUACUAUACCAUCUCUAGAAGAUUUGAAAGAUUACAUACGUCCGGAUGGAUCUUGCGUUGUACCAAAUUUUACAAUAGGACGUAAGAAUUACGGCAAAGUAUUUUAUGAUUGUGAAAUGGACGUUGCUAAUCUUGAUUUGGAUACGUUGGUACACUUUUUGAACAAAGAAGUAAUCAUAUACCCUGAAGAUGAAAACAAGCCACCAAUCGGUCAGGCUUUGAAUCGCAAAGCUGUCGUCACAUUGGACCGCGUGUGGCCGCGAGACAAGACACAGAGGCGACUUAUCGUGGACCCUGACAGGCUCAUGAAAAUGGAUUACGAAGGCAAAUUGAGACGCGUCUGCGAGAAACAUGAGACAAAGUUCAUUGAGUACAGACCACAGACUGGCAGUUGGGUGUUCCAAGUGGAACACUUCAGUAAGUACGGUCUGACGGACUCUGAUGAAGAAGAUGAACCGACUCCGGAUGUGUUGAAGCGCCAGCUGGUGAAUCAAACGUUGCAGAAGACAGCUGCUGCUGCACCAAAACAGCCAGUUGCUGUUCAGCCGGCAGGACUUGGAGGUCUCGGAGGAGUUGGAGGUCUUGGUGGUCUUGGAGGAGUUGGGGGUCUUGGUGGUCUUGGAGGAGUUGGAGGUCUUGGUGGCCUUGGCGGUGUUGGCAGUCCCGUGGGCUUAGGUGGUCUUUCCACGCUGCCAGGUACCAGUUCUCAAGAGGAUAUGUUCUUACAACGAUCUUCUCUUGAUCUACUAAAUGGAACUGAAAAAGCAUUCGAAAUGGAUACAACCGAGGACUGUACAGAGGUGCCGUCUUUAUAUCCGGAUAGUUUAGCAUUCGGAGUGAAAAGUCCUACAAGUGAAUUGGCGAAACUAGAACAUCGGGGUAGUCACAAUGUGCAACUUAUGAAGGCUUCAUUGUACGCUGAUAUUGGUGACAUCGAUGAUGAUAUGUCUCAAACUACAGAAGAUCAGCUGGUACCAUUAGGAGGUGGUCUUGUGAUGUCCCUACCUUCGAUCACGCAGCAACCUUCGCGUGAUGAACUGCCCAUUAUCAGCCAACCGACUGUACCUACUGAAGAAGCCAUAAUGAGACCUUUGAUAGUACGACCUCAAAGCAUCGUGUUGAAAUUUCAUAGAAAGAUUCCACCAUUUAAGAAAACUAUUGCAGGUCGUCUUGGUGCAUCAUGUCUCGCAGACCUAUCAGUUAGCCGAGCGCGUCAUUCACGUGUCGGUUUUGGACCUAGGAAUACGCUGGCUUACGUCACUACAUACGAUGCAAUGUCUAAUCUACCUAAAUUAACUGAAUGGACGGAAUUAGGUAAUUAUGUGGUCGGUCGCAGUGACAAUGACUGGAGUGAAUCUGUUGUUACAAGACUGGCUAUAGGACGCGACUCUUCUUAUACAGAGGAGGCGCUGCCGCGACAAAUGGAGAGUUUACUAGAGCUCAGUCGUGCUGUGGACGUCGAGGAGGGCGGAUGUCCGCGCCUCGAGCUCUCCACUCAACCGGAGACGAGACGGAGACUGUUGGCUAAGUUCUUGGAACAUGCAAAGUGUGAAGUUAGCAACACUUAUAGACUACAAGUAUGGAAAUUAUGCGAUGCGCUUUGGGGAGCUGAUCUAGAUAAUGGCGGUGUUCCCGGUACAGACGUAUCUUCUAUAGUACAUAGAUAUAAACAGUUUCUAAACUGGCUACAAGACGCGGCUAAUGAUGUAACUCAACAAGAAUUGAAGAUGCCAGUAUCUCCUGAUCCUUUAGACGUGAACGACGGUCAUAGUGCCCGCGUGUGGACACUACUGGUGGGCGGACGAGUGGCUGAGGCGUGUCAACUGGCGAGAAAACACGGAGAUCUGCAUAUGGCGAUGAUACUGGCACAAGCAAGCGGUGACCCAUCCUUCCGUUCGCUGAUAGCAAAGCAGUUGCAGCUGUGGCGUGAAUGCGGCGCUACACAAGUGAUAACUCAUUAUAGACACGCGAUACUGGAAUUACUUGCUGGAAUACGACCUAGAGGUGAACUGGAGAAGCUGGACUGGAUUAGAGCGUUGCAUGUUACUGCAAAAUACCUCUGUCCUCAAGUACCACAUCUGGAGCAAGUGAUCAGAACGUACGAGGGUUACUUUAGCAACUCUGAUGAGGAGGUGGAUCUGGGCAGUUUGGAAGUGGAUGAGAUGGGUAUGGCGGUACCGCAGCCACCGUACACUGAUGAAUAUGAAUUUAGUUUUGAUGUGAAUAGCAGUCGUCGUCCUCUAGAUGUGAGAUACGAGCUGGUGAGAGCGCGCGCUCUCUCCCGUCGCCCUCGUCUCCAGCCUCACAACUACACUGCUGACACCAUGGAUUAUAGCCUUAGUUUCCUACUGGGUUCUUGGCUGGGUCAUCCAACAAUGGACAGUAUAAAAGGCGUCGCAGAACAGUUAGAAGCACGAGGAUAUUGGCAACUGGCUAUACAAGCGCUUGCUUAUCUGCAGAAUACUACGAUGCGGAGUCAUCUUAUCCGUGGUGUACUAUCCCGGAAUGCACCCAUCAGACGAAGAGAUGAGGAACCUGAACUAAGUCUAUUAGAGAAAAUGAGAAUACCAAAGGAAUGGAUAUUAUUAGCACAAGCUGAUAGAGCCAAAUAUGAGCAUCAACCAAAAUUAGAAGUGGAAUAUUUAGUUGGGGCAAGACAAUGGAAUGCAGCGCAUAGAGUGUUGGUGGAUCAAAUACUGGCUGAUUGCGUGUUAUCUGAUAACAUUCAAAGUAUUCGUUCUCUACUGAUAAAGAUGAGCGAGGCUGCGCAACGACAUGAAAUCAAUGGCUGGGAGUGUGGCGGGAAGGCGCUCUAUCAUUAUAUGCAUGUCUGUGAUGAGGUGCGUGGCUUAGUAUCAGCGGCGGAGGGCAGAGCGCCCGGUGGGGCUGCGCUGCAGACGCGGCUGGAGGCGCUACGCCCCACACUAGCAGCAGCAUGUCUCUCACUGGAGAAACUAACGCCCAAGAAUGGCAGACAGGCGGCCGCGCGUGCUGAGAUGGGUGGACGGUUGGUACAGCUCGCGCUUGCUGGAGGUCAGCCACCGAGGCACCUUGCUGCGUUAUUGCGGGCGUUACAUCUGCCGCCUGACUGCACUGUGCAGGCCCAGUAUAAGAUAACAACAGAUUUGGCGGAACAAGCUUCAGAAUUGUGUAUCGAUUCGCCGAUUUCAUCUCAACGGAGUCCGACAUCCGCUCGUUGUUAGAGCGUGAUAAUUUAUCUUUGUGUUAGAAACAAAAUCUUAUCAAAAUCAACGGAUUUGUAGUUUUAAUGUGAAUUUUUAUUAUUCUAGUUAAAUUUUGUAAGCAAAAAUCACAAUAUCGAAUUCCAAUAACCAUUGAUAAACUACACUUUAUGUUAAAAUUCGUAAAUUCCAAAAUAUAUCUGGUAUAAAUCUUACAUACUAUAUAAAAUUUGCUAUACUCCACAAUUUCACAUCAAAUAACCUAAAAAAAGUAAAUGUAAUGGCCGUCAUCUGUAGAAUUUGACUUAUUAGGCAUUAAAACGACAAGAUUCAGUAUAUUUUUAGUUUUUUUUGUUUAAAAUUAUUAGUGAUUUGCCUAAAAAAAAGUGCCAAAUAAGUUUUUCAAAUGUUAAAUAUCAAUUAUUAUAAUUUCACAAAUGUUACUAUCCUAAUAAUGUAAAAAUCUACCAUUUUUUUCUACCAUAUAAAAAAGUUUAUAUGGCAACUCUGUUUGAUCUUCGAAAACUAAAUAAAAAAAUAAUUUUGUUAAUGACUUUAUAAUCAAAUCAAUUGAUAAUAAUUAUAAGUGGUCAAAAUUCAUUUUUCUUUGUCCAAUAUUUGGCUUAAUAAUAAAAAGGUUGGCAUGUUUAUUCUUGUAAUAAAGACGCUUAGAUAUUUUGGUCGUGAAUAAAACACAGUUCUUUGUAUGUAAGCAUCUUUACUUCGACCAUUUUUCUUUUGUCGAUAAUGAAAAGUUAUGUUUGUAAUUAAUAUAAGAACAUGUUUGGUAUGUAAUAAAAGAAAUAUUUUUAAAUAAAA
This is a messenger RNA of Papilio xuthus (Asian swallowtail), 6411 nucleotides long. It is a transcript of the gene Nup98-96, whose product is annotated as nuclear pore complex protein Nup98-96. The coding region runs from base 271 to 5613 and encodes 1780 amino acids. Lineage: Eukaryota; Metazoa; Arthropoda; Insecta; Lepidoptera; Papilionidae. The record is from RefSeq and is a predicted model, not a curated record. Gene Ontology annotation, molecular function: RNA binding; structural constituent of nuclear pore. The transcript has 46 exons. Gene Ontology annotation, cellular component: nuclear pore cytoplasmic filaments; nuclear pore. Gene Ontology annotation, biological process: RNA export from nucleus; protein import into nucleus; post-transcriptional tethering of RNA polymerase II gene DNA at nuclear periphery.